Messenger RNA from Naumovozyma castellii, 741 nucleotides. RefSeq names its product DNA polymerase epsilon noncatalytic subunit (gene DPB3). The record is from RefSeq and is a predicted model, not a curated record. Lineage: Eukaryota; Fungi; Ascomycota; Saccharomycetes; Saccharomycetales; Saccharomycetaceae. The coding region runs from base 1 to 741 and encodes 246 amino acids. The transcript has a single exon.
AUGGAUUCAGAAUAUAUAAUUACAUCAAAUGCUGCAUUUAUGGCUACCGCGUUUGCCACUGAGUUAUUUAUACAGUCUUUUUGCGAAGAAGCUGUUGUACUGGGUCAAUUGAAUAAAACAGGGAAAAAAACAAACACUGCCCCUACAGGUAGCAGUAGACUAGGGUAUAAUGAAAUGUCAGAAUGUGUCAGGAAGAAGGAGAAUUUCCAAUUCCUCGAAGAUGUUCUCUUGCCUAUCACUACAUCCCGUAUAAAAGAUGUGACUCACAAAAAUAGAGCGAAACCUAUUGAUGCAGAAAAAGAAAAGGAGGCAGAGGUUUUGGAAGAAGAAGAUGGAGAGCAAGAGGAGGAAGUAGAAAUGGAAAGAGGAAAUGCUAUAACAACUGAUACAGUAGGGAACGAGAAAAAUGAUAAAAUAUCUGAGGAAUCUAGCAAAGUUCAAAAAUCAUUAUCCUUUUUCAAAUAUCAGGCGAAUAAACCAAAUAAAGUUGUUGAUGCACCACCUCCAUCAUCCAAUUCCACAAAUAAAAAGAGUCUUAUCGGUAGAAUCGAGGAAGAUGACCUGGAAACUAGCGACCUUGAUGAAGAAGAGGAAGCCGAAGACUUAAUGACCCAGGCCGUUCAAGGACAACUAGAAGAGGUCGAACAACUAAACCACGUUGUGGAUAUUGACAAGGACGAUAGUAAUUCAGAGGAUGACAUAGAAGAGAAUCCAAUGAUAAAUGAUGAAGCAGUAGCAUAA